Molecule: messenger RNA, 630 nt
Organism: Nicotiana attenuata
Lineage: Eukaryota; Viridiplantae; Streptophyta; Magnoliopsida; Solanales; Solanaceae
Product: homeobox-leucine zipper protein ROC8-like
Exons: 3
Coding region: 8-448 (146 amino acids)
Molecular function (GO): DNA binding
Source: RefSeq, a predicted model, not a curated record
UAGUGAGAUGCCAAAUCCAGAAAACGACGUGAUAGAGAAAUUGAGUGAGGAGCUAAGGCUUGAUACCAAUCAAAUCAAAAUUUGGUUUGAAAACAAAAGAUGCUACAUCCAGGCCCAAAGGGAUAAGGAAGAACGUGAAAAUCUUCGUUUGGAAAACUCAAGAUUACUUUCAGAGAACUUGCAAAUGAAUCUCGAGUUGAGGAAUCGCCUUUGUGCUACGUGUAAUCCUGAGAAACAAAGAAAAAUACUACAAGACUUGCAAAAUGAAAAUGCUAUAUUACAAGCUGAGCUUACAAUAAUAUCCAACAUGCAUGAUCAUUUGAAGGAAAACCCUGAAAGGUACUUGUUAUUAAAACAUCAUCUGCGUCACUACGAUAAUCCAAGUGGACUAGACUUGAAUCUUAAAGUGGAAUGUGAUCACAGUUUUCCAAGAUUGAAUUGGAACUGACUGAAGGCUAUUUCAUGGUUGAAAAGUUCAAUGAUGGAAGUUUUUAGUGGCAUUUCAACUGUUUUUUUGUAUCCUCUAGCAAAUAUUGGGAACAAACAUUUGUUGCUAGGUUUCAAUAUUAGCGGCUGACGAAAAUCUGCCGCAAAUCCAUUUCCAAAUAUGCUAUUUAGUUACAAAAUUCG